Molecule: messenger RNA, 1567 nt
Organism: Nymphalis io (European peacock)
Lineage: Eukaryota; Metazoa; Arthropoda; Insecta; Lepidoptera; Nymphalidae
Gene: NGR-A33
Product: tachykinin-like peptides receptor 86C
Exons: 10
Coding region: 105-1307 (400 amino acids)
Biological process (GO): G protein-coupled receptor signaling pathway
Cellular component (GO): plasma membrane
Molecular function (GO): tachykinin receptor activity
Source: RefSeq, a predicted model, not a curated record
UAAUGACUUAACUUUCCCAUGCUAUUGAUAAUAUCGGUAGCGAUGUUCGUAAGACAAGUUACGUUCCUGGUUCUGAAGUGGUUCUGAAGUGAAGCAGUGUUGCGAUGGGUACGGAGGUGGAAAUACAGAACUUCAUCAACUGCACGCAGCAGGCCUUGGGCUCUGAUUUAUCUUGGGAUACGCUGAAUGUCUCGCAAAUACUGGACUUGUUGCCGAACCAAAUUCUUGAGGAUAUGAAUUUGAAAAUCACUCUUGGAAACUGCAUGGGCUUAGGAAAGAGACCGUACAGCCCUCCUUGGUGGGGACAACUGGCCUGGUUCAUAGUAUUCGCUGUGAUGCUGUUACUUGCGGUGCUGGGAAACACUUUAGUUAUAUGGAUUGUAUUAGCUCACCGUCGUAUGCGGACAGUGACAAACUGCUUUCUCGUGAACUUGGCAUUUGCUGAUCUUCUUAUGGCAACAUUGAACGGAGCUCCAAACUUCAUAUUUUUGGUGACAGCGGACUGGCCCUUCGGAUCCGUGACCUGUACCGCCAGCAACUUUACCGCCAACUUGACUGUAUCGGCUGGAGUUUUCACACUUGUUGCUAUUACCGUGGAUAGGUAUGUGGCGAUAGUGAAACCAUUACAACACCGACUGAGUCGCAGCGUAGCUCGUGCAGCCUUAUUCACAGUAUGGUUCGCCAGCGUGCUGCUGGCCUUGCCUAGCUUACUCUACUCAGACACUUAUACAAAAAAGUACAUAAACGGGGAGCGAGAAAUAUGUUUCAUGAAAUGGCCGGAUGGCAGUUACCCAACGUCGCGGGCUGAUUACUGUUACAACCUCGUGUUCUUGGCCGUCACAUAUGUGGUUCCUAUGUCUGUGAUGGUUUGGGCUUACGUUCGAAUGAGCACAGCUCUUCAAGGAAGAACAAUAGGGGAAUGCACCCAUCACCAGAUGCAAGUGGUCAGGUCAAAACGGAAGGUGGUGAGGAUGUUCGUGCUAGUAGUGAUGGUAUUCGCGCUUUGCUGGCUGCCGUACCACGCUUACUUCGUACUGGUGUAUCAUCACCAAUCACUAGCUUCGUCGCCGUUCGCCCAGCACGUUUACCUCGGUUUUUAUUGGCUAGCCAUGGCCAAUUCAAUGUUUAACCCGCUUAUAUACUACUGGAUGAGUAACAAAUUUCGACUAUACUUCAAAUUAGUGCUGUGUUGGUGCAUCGCUAAGAAAACAACGUCGCCAAACAACUUGAAAAAGCAAUUUGAAAUGAACAAAUCGUUUUCCGUGAGCCAGCGACAUCGUGACGCGUCUUCUUUUAGCCGGGCAUGACAAUCACGAAGGAGGAGCAAUUUGUCCCGCUCUUCCCCAGCCAAUGAUCAGUCGAAUGGUACUUCGAUUUUCACAAAUGGUGUUGCAGUUCAGACAAACCCCCGCUGUGACUCAGAGAGCGACAAACAUUGCCAUGUUUGUGAAGAUAAGUUAUAGGCAGGGUUUGACAAUAAGGGUGUGUAUCGUUAAUUUUAAUAACUCAUAUCUAAUAUGUUAAAGUGUAUUAAUUAAUUAUGUACUAAUUGGUUUGAUAUCAUUUG